AUGGUUUGCAAUGCGCAUGGAUGUCCUGUGGACUGCAAAUUUGAUGAGUGGUCUGAAUGGAGUGAGUGCUCGAAGAGCUGUAGCACCGGGAACAGGACAGCAAGUCGGGCAUUGAUCACCUCUCCGCAGUGGGGCGGCCAACCUUGCGACGGAGGUGUUUUAAGGACAGAGUAUUGCAAUGAACAACCAUGCCCGGAAGACUGCGCUUGGGGAGAAUGGUCGCAUUAUUCGGUUUGUUCAAAGACUUGCGGAGGUGGUGAGAUGUUGCGAUCUCGACCACGAAUUUCUGAGAUGUACGGUGGACACCCAUGCAGCGGCAAUGAAACGGAGUCAAUUGAAUGCAGCACGCAAGGGUGUCCUCAAGACUGCCGGUGGGGACAGUGGACAGAUUGGUCCUCUUGUUCGAAGGAGUGUGGCGGUGGAUACAUCAAAAGACUUCGCGAAGUGCUACAAAAGGCUGAGAACGGAGGAGAUCCUUGUUUUGGAUCCAAUAUGCAAGAAGCAGGGUGCAACUUUGAUGUGUGUGCACAAGAUUGCUCUUGGAAUGACUGGGAACAAUGGGCCCCAUGUAGUGCCAGCUGCAAUGGAGGAACCCGGUCCAAAUCACGCACGAAGAAAGCAGAAGCAGCCAAUGGUGGGAUGCCUUGCGUUGGAAACCGCACCCAGAUUGAAAAGUGCAGUGUGGAGCCCUGCCCAGUGGACUGCACUUUUGAACUUUGGGAUUCAUGGGGCGAUUGCUCCACAUCUUGCGGAAAAGGAUCUCGGUUUCGCACUCGGGUGAAGAAGGAGGAAUUGUAUGGUGGAGCACCUUGUCAGGAUGUUAUGUGGGAGGCCAGCGAUUGCAGUAAUCCAGAUUCAUCCAGUUGUCCUGCGCACACCACCAGCACAACGACCCUUUUGACCCUGCUGAAACUUCCAGAGGGUGAGCUGGCGUGGAGCCACUUGCACAACGUAUGGGAACCGCAGGCCAGCCGAGGUCCACUCGCAAUUCCUUCGCAAAAUGACCUUUCCAAGAACUUUACAGAAAGCAAAGACCCCAGCUAUAGAGGUCAAGCUUACAAGCCCUGCCCAGAGGGUGAGCUCGACAAGAUGCGUCUUGGAAUGAGUGAGCCAGUGAGGGAGUAG
Messenger RNA from Durusdinium trenchii, 1125 nucleotides. The record is from the annotation of a GenBank genome assembly. NCBI's taxonomy places the organism in Eukaryota, Dinophyceae, Suessiales, Symbiodiniaceae.